This is a messenger RNA of Megalopta genalis, 7334 nucleotides long. NCBI's taxonomy places the organism in Eukaryota, Metazoa, Arthropoda, Insecta, Hymenoptera, Halictidae. The record is from RefSeq and is a predicted model, not a curated record.
GAGUGUGAAGAAUACUAGGCAGAUUUAUACAUAUAAUUGUUAGAAAAGAGCUUAGUAAAGCUUGAGCAGUCUUUUGGCGUAACUCUUAGGGUAUCAAGAUGAGGAUCCAGCAAUUUAUGGUGAAGUAUUCAGAGAAGAAUGCAUGUUUUGGAAUAAUUAAAUCGAAUGCAGACUGUGAAAGGUGUAAAAAUGGAUUGUGUGGUGAGGUUUCGUUUCGUCGAGACUAUUAUUGUCUGCCACACUGAUUCUAUGGUCUCCCGUUUGGGAACAAGGUGUCACGCUCCAUGUUUAAUUCAUAGUAGAGAGCGAAAGUGUCCAGGCCUUGAAUUAAAUACCGUUUUACAAGCAUGCUGUUGCCAUUUAAUUAUUAUUUCGGUCACUACUCUGCUAUACGAUCUUUUUAAUAUUUCAUUUCAUUAACUUGAUUCAGUUAAAAUUAAUUAUUAUUAUUAAACUAAUCGUACUUGAUUUCCAGUUUUUAUUGGCAUUCUCAAAUAGUCUCACUUUUUGCAUUCUCAGUUAUUAAUUAUAAGCCACAUUCAAGAUAGUAUUUUUACACAAUAUUUUUCUGCUCUUAUCGUGGCUCUUAUUGCACUUGUCAUAUUUAUUAACAAUAACACAAAUAUAUUGUCAGGAAACAAUUAUCAAGUACCAGACAACAGCAUUACUAGUGAUCUACGAUAGCUUUAUCAGAUCAUAGUGAAUCCGGAAAGUGGUUUUUCGAGGUCAAAGUACAUUUCUCUAUCUUUAUACUUGCUAAAGGUAAAAGUCUUAGUAGAAAACGUUUCUAGCUUUAAAACAAGUUUCUACUAUAAGUUAUAGUGUAUUUUGUUAUGCUUCAAUUAUUUAAUUCUGUAGUAAGUAAUUUUGUGUCCAUUUUCUAUCAACCUAAAAUUGAUAUUAAUUUAGACGGUUAUUUACAAAAUUUUUGAAAAUGAAAAAAAAACAUGUGGAUGCGCCAACAAUUGUUGAAAUAGUACUAUGCAAAUUUCAGAUGCCAUAUUGUGCAAGUUUUGUAAGAGAUUCAAUAAAAUCAGUUAGGCUGACAGCUCCUAACGAUUCCCAUGAAGAUAUCCACGAAAUCCGGUUUCCAGAACACUGUGCAGCGAUAGGGUACUUGGAACUGCGCAGUUCGACUCAGUGAACGAUUAUCAGCAAACGAAUUGAUAACAAUCGAUGCGGACGAUAAUGUCGCCACAGAUUACAGAUAGAGAUGUAGUAAGGUAACUGGAUUACGCGGAUGGUUAUCGUUGAACUGAUAUAUGCGUGGUUCAAUUACGAGAUUAAUUAGUCGCUGUCGGCUUUGUAUAUAUACAAGCUAAGGGUGCGACGAUGGCUUUAAAGGACAAAUAUGUAGUACUCUUACCAAUAAGAAACUUAACCCUGUAAGGGAUAAUUGCUUUCUAAUUAAUGGACCUUUAUCAUCGCCAUUAAGAUCAUCAAACAAAUUUAUUACAAGGACAAUAUUUAAUUGAAGAAUUAAAUGAUAUGGUGAUUUAGUGUCACGCCAAUAUUUGGUGAAAUAUUUAAUUGUUUCUUGUAGAUAGUCUAAAGGAAGUACUAAAUGAUAUGGCGAUAUUGAAAAGCGUGCCAAAUGUUUGCUCAUCGUUUGGCCAGCAGGAGUUAGCUCCGUAAAUUCGAAAAGCCGCAGGGUUUCAGUUACUGGAAGUCUCGCGGAUAAACUUCAUUGAUGUAUGAAACUGAAUAUUCGAGUCCAGCCCGUUUGAUCUUCCACUUAGCACAUUUCGAGCGAAUGGAAUUUGUUAUUCGACGCAACUUCUCUGCUGAUUCUUCUUUCUCUCUUUUUCGUCCUGGAAUCUACGGCGUUGUAUAUAUAUGUCACAGAAAAUUCUAAACAGUCAAAAAACUGUGAUAGGAGACUCAAACUAGGCUUAAAAUGUUCAAAAUUAUUUAAAGUCCUGAACAACUAAUUUGUACCAGCAAGCAAAUGCAUGGGAUCCUUUAUUGUGCAGUGAGGACGUUGGAAAACAGCGAUAAGAUACAAACGAGCUUUAAGCUAUAAGAGGAGGAUUUGAGAAACAAAUGGGAUCAUAUAUAAAAUUAUUUUGCUCCUGAAUAAUUGGUAUGUGCGAACAGAAGCAUUAAUUUUGUUUCUUGAAUUGAGUAACGCAGGGAAAACCGUUUUCAUAUAGAAGAAUGGUUAAGGUCUUAAUGUUUGCGUGUUGUGGAUGCAAAGGAUUCUUUAUUGCACUGUCGUGCCGGAUAUUUUUCAUCCCGUGCGAUCAUCCGCGGAAAGCAACAGUUGGCGAGUGAGAGGCGUCGCAGGAAGAGGACGGGGCGCGCGGCGCCGCGCGGCUAGGGGGGUGGGGGCAGGUGAACUCGGAAAUCGGACAUGCGUGAGAUCAUGCGAUAUAGAGCACCGCAGCAAGGCAGUCGCGCUUAAACGGCGCCCGGCGUUGGACGUGUAGACUAGUUUCUUCUCGAGUCCCGAUUACACCGCGUUACAUCUCAUCUGGCUGCUAAUCGCUGGUCCUAACUCAGUCCAGAUCAUGGCCGAAGGACCUCCAGUACGAACUCUCUCGUCAUUUACUCUGAAUUAAUUCUGGGGUUCAGCAGGUGGCUGUGAUACUAGCGACCAAGUGAUGAUCAGUGAACUCGGAUUCUAUCAGAGACUUCUGUGUUUUUGCUAGAACUGGACUACAGAUAAGAAUCCCAAUGGGAAUACAAGGGACAGUUUUAUUCUACAGUGAUCAGCGAUGAACCGAAACGAAUAUUCCUCGAGUGGGUGAAUUAGACUUUUCGAGACUAAUUUAAGACUCUUUAACUAGUUAGAAUCUUGAUUGCAUGUAGCCUGCUUGCAGCCGAGUUGAGUGUUGUGUUUGUGAGAAGUGCUGGAUCGGCGCGAGGAUCUGAUGAAGGCUACUGAGGCCAAAGUGGUCAGUUAAAUGAGCUUCGAGUACCUCGAAUGACUAUAAGAACCCAAUCAGCGUUGUUUACAUCAAGGAUCCAAGGUAUGGAUGUCGGAUCAGAUAGCUACACCCUCUGCUCUUUGUCAUCGAGCAAUUAAUUAAAGGUUCUACUAGGUCCUGAAGCUAGGAUCACACAGUCAAGGCUUGCAAGCAACUAGUUUACAAGCUACCUCCUGAAAUCUCAUUGAACCAUCACCGUCUGGGGAUUACAUUAUAAUUUCCUUAGUUCGUCAGAACAUCUGGAGCAGUUUCUAAUCCCUCAGAUAACGGACACGAGCUCUUACAGAUCUCAAAUAAUCACCUAGCUGAUCAACUAUCGAAGCGGCUGGUAAAUCGUUCAAGGAAAAUUGUCGCAUAAAUAGACAGUGAUCGAGGGUCUAGAAUCGUUACUGUUUUCGCAGAAAUUGUCCGUUUACGAUACGGCGAAAAGCAAAGGCGACAGAAACCUCUGGCUGUCUCUUUACGAGCGAAACGUCGGCUGGCGCUCUGUGACCGUGUAAACAGGUGUCACGACGCUCUUUCGGUCCAAUGCUCUUUGAAACUGCGAGUCUUCAAUGCUUAAAAGCUCUGGCACUCACAAACGGUGAUCAAUUGACGAUAUUGAAAGCGGCUUCAACCCCGAUCUGAUGAGAGCUUUGCGACGACUGCACAACUAACAGAAGAUCAUCUUGGGCUUCUGCACGAGCUGCUAUUCCUUUUUCAUGGGGAUCUUGUAACCAGAGGUUCUUCCAACAACAUUCGGAACAGGAUAACAAAAUGGACACUUACGAGGAUAUCGAUUUGAACGAGCCGCCGAACAGUCUGAACAGCCAGAAAAAGAUACUUAAGAUAAGGGCGGAACGGUGCCACCAGAAGAACUUUUCGACACCCGGCUGGUGUCCUCAAUACUGGGAUGAAAUACUAUGCUGGCCAUCAACCGCACCUGGAGAUCUCGCCAUCUCCUCCUGUCCAUCUUACAUUGCCGGUUUCGACGUCCAGGCGAAGGCAUCCAGGCAGUGUAUGCAGGAUGGCCAUUGGUUUUGGAAUAAUAGCACCAACGGCACCUGGACUAACUACACACAGUGCUACAGGCAUCCAUUAGUAACCUUUCUGAUGGAAACGAACGGUACUCCGGAAAACAACGACACACUAUUUAAGAAAUCCAUUCCCAUAGUGAGGACCAUUUCCAACGUCGGAUAUACCGUAUCCUUCUUCACCCUGGUCGUUGCAUUCUUCAUUCUGGCUUUGAUCAAGAAAUUAAGAUGCCCGAGGAACAUGCUCCACAUGCACCUCUUCGCCUCGUUCAUGCUGCGGGCGUUCAUGGCGCUGAUGAAGGACAUGCUGUUCGUGUCCGGCAUCGCCCUAGCCUCUGACGUGAUGAUCAAGAACUGGGAAACCUUCUGGCUGGUAGACGAAAAGGACAUCAGCUGGUUGUGCAAAGCGUUCACGAGUUUCUGGCAGUACUUCAUCCUCGCCAACUACUUCUGGAUUCUGAUGGAGGGCCUGUAUCUGCAUAACUUGGUUUUCCUGGCGCUCUUCACAGAUGUUAACUCUAGUAUAGUUGGCUACGUGUGUCUUGGAUGGGGUUUGCCAGCUAUAUUCGUGUCCUGUUGGAUUGUGGCGAGGAUAACGUUGGACAACAGGUAUUGCUGGACCACUCACACGAAACCUUACCUCUUCUUACUAAUCCGAGUGCCCACGAUGCUGUCUGUUUUGAUCAACUUUGUGCUGUUCGUGAAUAUAGUCAGAGUGCUCCUGUCGAAGCUGAAAUCCACUGUUUCGGAGGAGACUCAGAGAUACAAGAGAUGGGCAAAGAGCACUCUGAUUCUAGUACCACUCUUCGGUGUUCCCUAUACUGUCUUCUUGGGCAUGUCCUACAGCACAAACGAAACCGUAGAAGUGAUAUGGCUUUUCUGCGACCAGUUGUUCGCAUCCUUUCAGGGUUUCUUUGUAGCUGUGUUGUAUUGUUUCCUCAACGGAGAGGUCCGUACAGAGUUGUCGAGAACGAUCAGGAACCAAAAAUGGCCCCGAUUGCGACCCAGAUGGAUGUCCAGACCAUCCACACACUCUGGUAGCACCUGUAGCUGCAACGCGUCCAAACUGAGUAGAUCCAAGAGACCACCAUGGUGGAAGGACCCGUGGCUCUGUUUCUUUCACGACAGGAACACUCGACGUUCUACUCACUCGAUGGCGAGUACACAAGAUAUUGGCACGCGAGGUGGUAGCCUAGCCAGCAGCAGGGGGUACCUGGAGAUCACUGGAAAUGGUCAGGCUACCCUCUCUGGAGGUACAAACCAACAACCUCGACACACAUCGCCACUUUGUAGCAAAUACACGGAUCAGUCGUUACUCUCUUUCUGUUCCAACGUAUCGGAAGUCACACCCUGUACAGGUAUGAACACGGACAAAGUCCGGGACCAGCACCGCUGGAGCGACUCAGAAUGCUGUCAUCUAGCCUAUGAACUGCACAAUCUGCACCAUGGGCCAUCCUAAGCCCUUUAAUACCAUACCUACUCGGGCUUCUUCAGCAUAUUAGCUGAGACCGUCGUUGCACGCUACUGGACUGCUAUUUCACUUGUUUGACGACGUGGAAGGGGGUUUGAGAGAUUCGUUGCAGCCACUGUUGCUCAAACAUUGAUAUUUAUUUCACUAGGGAAUUUUGUAGGUUUGGAGUUGUUUGACAUCAAUUAGUGAGAUGGAACCAGACCAGCUCAAAUAGUUUUCUGUAGACAGUGACAUAAACUGCUCUCCAGAAGACCAUCGUUCGAUCGAGGGACAAAUUUUCCAGCAUUUGAUACUAUUGGCUACAGUUUGACCAAGUAGUUGUCCAAUUUUCUGUGGAUCAAUAUUAAACAGUGUUCAAACAUUAAUCAUCCAGAACACAAAAGUUUUUACAGCAUCAAUAAAAGUCUUCAAACGUGUUCAAACGUCUUCAAACAUCGCCAGUAAUAUGCAGAACUGAAUGACCAGUUUUGUGAGCAACCGUGUAGAUAGUUAUUGCAAUCCACUCUCUCGCUCUGCAACGUGAGGCGCAAACAAACCGGUACUUAAACGAGGAAGAAACACUAACAAGAAAGGAUUGAUUAUUUUUGUACACAUUGUAUUUACACAUCAGUGGAGCUACAGCAAGCUCUGUUAAUCCAGAUCAGAUUGCAAUCUCGAUCUCUUUUCAUUAUACCGGAUUGACAGGGCUUAGCCGUGCAACGUUCUCUCCUUUGUAAAAAUAAUUAAUUGCGGAUCGUGCACCGUGUCUUGUACAUUGCAAACAGAUGGAUGUUUCUAUAUGUGUAUACGUGUGUGUUUAUAUGUACACGUGAGUGUGUGGAUGUGAUUAUUCAAAAUGUUCCGUGCGUAUCUUCUAUAGAAUUGUCAUGCUUUUAAUUACACGAAUAAUUAAAAAUGUUUUCCAGAUAUUGAAACUGAUAAUUCAACUAGCCGUGAAAUAAUUAAACACCAUAAUCUCUGUUCAACCAAUAUUUCUAUCGUUUAGAAAAAAGGAUUUAUUACUUUCGUAAUUACCUGCGUCGUCGAACGCACACGGAGAUCGAUCGAUCGCGAUGCACGAAAUACGUUAUUGUCAAUUACCUCGCAGAUGGAAAAUAUUAUAAAUAUCAAUCGCCGAUUUUUCAGUGUAAAAUAAUUGUGUACCGGAGACUAUAUUUAAUUUUCUCGUUUGCCUUGCACUUUAUGUAUGCCGCAUUUGAUCACUUUAAUUAUUAGAGAAUGUAUGAAUUAUACAUAUCACGAUCGCCGAGGCGAUCCUCCUUAAUUUACAAUUAGAAUCAGAUUUUAAUUUAUACUCUGUCGCGCUGCGUUUAAGUAGCGAAUCCAAUCACUACGCUGUCAUUAAUUAAUUAAGUAUGACCCGAAGCUGGUCAUUUAUUUUAUCUUUGCCAUGAAUAUUCUUCCAAUUUAAUUUAUGUUGGUGAACCGAACUCUGCUCAGAAAUUCAUUAAUCGUUACAUGAAUUUUCGGGUCGAUUGUGGAGAAACGAGAACCAUAGUGAUUAAGGGAACAUUUUGUGUCCCCACGAGAAUUAUUUGAUGUGAACCUCGAUGAUUAUGCAAAGUCAUGUGUACAAAAUGAGUAAUAAAAACGUACCGUGAAGCGAGAAGCUAUUCUCGUCAGUUUACAUUUUGCAUAGCAAUAAGUGCUAUGUUCUGAGGACUGUGAAUUAGAAUUUUUAAUAAACAAGAAGUAGAUUUUUGAACAAUUUCUUUAUGAAACUAAUAAAAGUUUAUGCUAACAACUAGUACACGCUUUUUAUAGUGUGUCUAUACUUACACAUAAAUAUUUACACAAUUAUUUAUGGCGUUUCGCGCGCUCACUGUCUUAUAUCGUUUUUAUUUCAUCGUUAUCUAUAGAUAUCGUUUACUAUAUUGUAUUCAAAUAAAAUAUUCAGAUAGUGAUAAUUUUGAGACACUA